This is a messenger RNA of Peronospora belbahrii, 1263 nucleotides long. NCBI's taxonomy places the organism in Eukaryota, Oomycota, Peronosporomycetes, Peronosporales, Peronosporaceae. The record is from the annotation of a GenBank genome assembly.
AUGGUAGGCGUUGACUUGGAGAUUGAUGAAAGCAAAUUAUGGGACCCAGCAGAACGUCAGGCCUAUAUGGAAGCAUUACCAGAUAUGACAUUAUUUGAGGAUCAUGUGGUCGAGGGAGAUGAAAUGGUAGAAGCUAUACAGGCGCUAAUUGAGGACGGGGAAACAGCGGAGAGUCUCGCGCUGCAUUGGAAAAACCAAGGGAACAGUAUGUUUUCAGAUGCUAAGAAAGCGCAUCGAGGCUACUUCCAGAAUGCUAUAAAGUUCUACAAUGAUGCACUAAUAUACGCGUACAAGGCGUUAGCAUUACCCGAGGAAGAGCGCGACCUUUCGUACGACAUGAAGCAACUUGCAUCGCAGAUUUUAAGUAAUCGUGCGGCUGUGCAUUUGGAGCUCAAAAAUUAUGCAAGUUGUCGUUCUGAUGCUGCCAAAGCUGUUAGCUUUGAUCCUUCUAAUGUCAAAGCCUAUUUUCGGGGUGCCAAGGCCUCAAGUAUUCUGCGCAAGCCGGCGGAUACGCUGCGCUACUGCGAGGAAGGACUUAAGUGCGAUCCAGAGAACAAAUUGCUGCUGAAGCUGCAAACAGAGGGUAAGAAACUGCUGGAGGAAAUGCAUGUGGAGAAGCUGCAGCGUGAGAGAGAAAGAAUGAAUCGGCGUGCUGCCACCGACAAAUAUCGCAAGUUGUGCGCAGCUCGUGGUAUCCGUGUGGGCCGAGCUGUGGUGGACGAUGAGCGCGUGCGUCAAUAUGAAGGCAAGGCUGACUUGGAUCCCGAAAGCGGCAGCAUGUACUGGCCUGUGCUUUUUCUUUACGACCAGCACGGCACGUCGGACUUUGUGCAGUACUUUGGCGAACAGGACAGUAUGAUCGAGCAUCUGGCCAACAUGUUUCCCGAAGACGGUCCGUAUGCCGAUUGGGACACCAACAAUGAGUUUGUGGCGUCCAAUCUAGUUAUGUAUGCUGCAGCGAAUAUGGUGCUACCAUUUUCAUCUCCUAAGGAAUGGCAUCUGGGUCUUAGUAAUGAAAAAGAGGACGACGAUGACGAAGUGAAGCGUAUCCGUCUCGAGGAGAAGCACGAGGCCAAGACGCAAUUUUGGAUUGAGGUAUCGCUCUUUUGUACACUCCAGCAGCUGCUAACACAUGAGAAAUAUGUGGUACCUGGCAUUCCUGUGCUUCAUAUUUUUGUACGUGGCUCAAAUGCUCUCAAUAAGUUUCUAACACGCAUUGAGCGUAAGAUUAUUACAUUAGACGCGGAGCAGCGGUUUAAGUAG